AUGAAAGCUACCGCCACCAGCAUCAUCUUCGCCCUGGCAGUUUUGAGUGCCAUUGCCCUUGCCAGUUGCGAUACUCAAUCCUGUGAACGCUCUGCGCAAUGCGGGGAUUUUCCAACUAGCGACUGUAACGCCGCCUUUAAUAAGAUAGCACUGACCAAGCGUUACUACGUCAACAACGGGAUGUCUGCAGCUGGGGUCUGCUCAGGGCACUGCUACAUCUAUGUCACUGGGCUGAACACUCUCAACUGCGACCUGUCUGGGCGAGAGAUGGUUGUGGCAUAUGAUGAAUUGAGGAACCGAAACUGUCGUAAGUGCGGCGUCAAAACGUAUGGUGAUGGUUGCCAGUUCAAGAUAGACUACACCAACUCCUGCUGA
Messenger RNA from Physcomitrium patens, 375 nucleotides. RefSeq lists its product as uncharacterized. Lineage: Eukaryota; Viridiplantae; Streptophyta; Bryopsida; Funariales; Funariaceae. The record is from RefSeq and is a predicted model, not a curated record.